UGUGAGGGCGAGUAGUGUGGGAGCCGUGUAGCCAUGUGUUGGGGUCGGCCCCCGCCCGCCUCCACCCCGAGCUGAGACCCUUCACACUUCUCCCACACUCACACCUCACACCUCACUCCUCACCAGGCAUGCUCACCACGGAGGCACAGGUGUCAGGGCCCCGGCCCGCCACGGGCCACAGUUCCUGUAGCAGUGAUGCCGACAGCAAUAGCAAGAAGAUGGAGGAUGAAAGUAGUGGAGACAACUCUCAGGUUCCGGGUUCGAAGAGGAUGUUGAGUACCGAGGAUCCGGAUUAUGCACGUCCACCGGAUGCCAAACGAAUGAGGGAGAUGCACAUGAGAGCCCAGGAUGAACUAAGUGAACGUGUUGUGAAGGUGGUAGACAAGGAAUUUAAUAUUGCCAUUAAUGAGAAACAAGCCGAGAUGGAAGAGAUUGAUAAUAGAAUUUUACGAUUGCAACAGUGCCUUCACACCCUCCGUUACUGUGUCUCCCUUAACUAUUAUUCAGUUAAGAAGACUGAUGAAGCUGGUAAUAAGCAUAAGCCCAUGCUACAUCCAACAGUCCGGAAACACUUGGGGAAGGCUCCAGUCACACACAAGGCUGCUGCUGUUUCUUCACUUGACGAGUCUCCUCAAAAUAGUUCUUCCGCCCCAAGUGUAUCGACGUACCAGGGUGCUAUAACCAGCAGAUUACCUCAGGAAGAAUGUAAAGGUAGUGUUGGUGCAGCAACAUUAGAGGAAAAGCCUGCAAUCAAAGAUAAAAUUGUGAGUGGAAGUGAGGAUGUUUGUGAUACUCAAAUUGAAGCUCAUGAUACUACAAAGGAUAAAUGUAAGGAGGAAACUGACGAUAAUGAUGCGAGAAAUCGAGAUUUGAAAUCUUCACGACCUCCAAGUCCAAAAUAUCUUCCUCCGAAGCCACCUGACAAUCCACAAACUAUAUACCAGGGCCGACAUCAACGAUUCCAGAGUAAACUAAGAGUGAUAGUGGGAAACACCUACCAAUAUUUGACUUCACAUGCUGAAGAUGAUAGUACUAGCGACACGCUGCGGUACAAGUGGCAGGUGUACGUGAGAGCACCGGGGCAGGGGGAAGACAUCUCUUCCUUCAUCUCCGCAGUCACUUUCAUCCUGGAUCAGAGUUACGCCCCGCACCAUAUCAUCACUCUUAAACAUCCUCCCUUUGUGCUGACUCGUCGGGGCUGGGGAGAGUUCAAGAUUCAGAUUGUCCUGAGAUUCACAGAUUCUCGCAACAAGCAAGUGAGACUACUUCACCCACUGGUGCUAAUCCGGCCAGAUGAUCCUCUUUCUCUUACAGGACUAUGGAGGUUGGGUCAGGAGAACUGGUAUGAUCUGUGGGUCUACGAGUCAGACUCUGGGAGCCCGGGAGCACAGCAGAUCACGGAGAUGAUGGCCGAGGAGGAGGAGGACUGUCCAGCUUCCCUUGCCAGAGAACUCACAACAGGUGUCGUGUCUUCCAGAGUUGAGGAAAAUAUCACCGUUGUUCACAACAUUGGGGAGAAAAACAUUACACAAAGUAUAAAACGGGUAACUCCAGUUAAGCCAGAAAAUGAAUGCAAAGUUUUAACUAACUCUGAUAGAAAUAAUGUGACCAAGUGUGCGAAUAGAGAGAUAAGCGAGUCGGUGGCAUCAAGUAAACAGUGUACCAUCUUACAGUCUCAUUGUGAUGCUAGUAGUGAUACAACUUUAAAAACGUGUCGGGAGGAUAAAAGACAAACGGUUAGUAAAUCUGAAUCUAAAAUUAAAGUUGAAGGACUAGAAGAGAGCAAGUUGCAAGGACUGAAGCCAUUAAAGGAACAAUUGGGUGUGAGAGUGGCUAACAUUAAUGGUGUUCAGAGUAAAGUGUGUAAGAUACACGUACGGCAGCCUGAUGGACGUCUUGUGCCUUAUUAUAUUCCUGCUCAUAUGUACUCUUUAGCACUCAAGAUUGCUCAGAGUGGUACAAAUAAACAAGCAAAUGGAACAACUACAGCUGAUAAUAAACAAGUAAAUCGACAAGAAGUAAUCAAACAGCAGAGUGUAAGCCAGAGGAUAAUUAAGGUGCAUAUCCCAGAGGGCCAGGAGAAAGGGGGCAUUGAGAGCAUCAUUGUGAAGCAAGAACCAAGUGAAUUAUUAGCACAGCAGAGAGAUGAUACAAAAUCAGUAACCUUGGAAGUAAAGACUGAACUUGAACAGAAUACAAAAACAUCUACUACUCCAAUUAGAAUAUUAAAUUUUUCCCCACACAAAAAGGUAGCAAUAAAUAAUGAAGAAUCGAUAAGCUUAAUGCCAUCAACCAGUGGCAUACAGGGUGGACCUAAACUAUCCCACAUUACACAGACAAAGCAGACUGUGGCACGACUUUCCACUGGCAGACUUCCACAAAGUCCUCUUCAACAGCUUUUGGUAAAGGCUGUCCAGGACAAAAAACAUGCCUUGGUUCACCAACUUCUGAGCAAGAAGGGGCUGAAGGAUGGCUCUGGCACACACAAAUCUCUGCAGGGUCAGAUAACUUAUACACAAACGCCUGUUGGGUUAAAAUCCAACAUUCAGAUAAUGCCACUAAAAGUAGUUCAAGAUAUGCAAAGCACUGGCUCGCCAUCGACCAAAAUCAUUCAGAGACCAAUAUCUGCUGCAAAUAUUAGAUUCAUAACCAAUAAUGGUCAGUUAAUAUCAGCCGGUAAACUUAUGAAAGGUAAGACUGCCUUGCCCUCCAGUAAAGUAUCUGCCAGUAUAUCCUCGUGUUCUGUCCCGACAUCUAGCAACUGUGUUGUUGCAUCUACUUCAGGUGUUACCCCAGUUUCAAGUAAUACUACAGGUAUGGUGAUGAUACAAGGAAAUCAGCAAGUUGCUGGGUCAAGUGGACUACAGCUUGGAAUGAGUAAAGGCAAAGCAACCAUAACACAACUUCCUCCUCUGGUUGUGUGUAGUAGUGCAGUGGAGACUGGCACAGUUUUACAAAUUCCACCUUUUGUAGUCCGAGGAGUGGGAAAUGGCGAAACAUUAAAAACUAUAACGAAUUCAAUAAAGUCUACAACCAGUACGACGAAGAAUGUGACUGUGCCGGGUGUGUCGUUACUGCGAGGCAGCAUUAUUACAACGACAACACCUACUGUCUGUAGCUUGCUCAAGCCCAUUGCCCCUGCCCCAAGUGCAGAUACCAGCUCUCCAACCCCAGUUGUCACAAAUGUACUAACCAGAGUCACAAGCAGCACUCCAGUUAAGACUCUUUCUCUUAAUGCAUCAUCUUGUGACAAAAGUAAAAUAUCGGCAGUAAAAGUGGAUAAACGAGAAGGUAAUGGGAAGGAGGAGGAUAGAAAUCUCUGCAUUGUCCAGGAAUGGGAAGAGCAGGUCAGACGGCUAGAAGAAUUAUGCAGAAGAUGUUCUUCAGCUGAUAUGUGCGUAUAUAUCUGGAUGAGAGCACUGCCACUGGUUGAUUCCCACCUUAAAUGUUCUCCAAUGUUAUCCUUUUGUGCAAAGUCCCGUGACGAAUUUGUGCACUGGCCACUAGGGAAGCAGCGUGCGGCAGAAUUCCAUAGAGCACGCGAGAUUAAACGCCGCCUGGAACAGUGCCACGUGGAUGGCACUGAAUGGUGGAGUGUGGGUAGAAUAGUGGCUUGGGCACGACGUCACGCAUACACACCAACCCCUCCCAGAAAGCUGCUACGUACAGACAUGUUGUUACCACCACCAGCAGCUGCAAACCCCGAGACAACGUUAUCGUACCUCGGCAACCUGGAGAAACUUGUUCAAGAUACUAGUAAUAGGAUGACACUGAGUGGCGAGAUUGGAUUGCAAGAGAUUGAUGUAGUCACAGUAGAUGACAAGAAAGAAACUUCAUCUAGAUGCAAGUUAUUAGCUUCUCCUCAGAAACAUCCCUUGGAAUUUUUACCAUGGGAGGAUGUGGAGAUUGGUGGUGGGUGUGAGUGGGUGGGACAGCUCACCUCCCGGCUCAGGCUCACCCUCAAGCCAGAAGAGGUUGCCGAAGGCUAUACUGCUGAUGCUGCUCGCUCCACUGCAUGGCGGGCAGUGCUGAGCCUUAUGGAAGACCUACUGCGAUCAUCUCAUGCUCAGGCCUGGGGAGACACCACACACACCACCUUAGUGCCUCCACAGGAUAUUACUCUUAAUCACGUCCUCGGUGCUCUCUCUAAUUCACGACCAGAAUUUGACAUUUUUACGGAUUACGGUUUAGGCAUACCAAUAUAAACUGCUUCUUUUAAUAAUCAUAAUAAAAUGCUAAGUUUUGAUUACUGAAUGCUGACAGAAUGGUGUGGACUUAAGUGGUGUUAGUGGGUUCCGUCUCCAAGAUCUUCAAAAUUGCAAGAACUUUGUGGAAAUACUGAUCUGAUUUGGUUUGACUAAUACUUGUUACAUCUAAUAUUUGCAUUGAUAAAAUCUACAGGUUUAGAUCAUUUGCCAAAUGUCCUUGAAGACAAUAACUGAUGUAACAUUUUGUUACCCAAUUUUGAAAGUUGUCAAAGAAUGGAAGACUUCAUCAUUUGCUAGUUGGGUUGGUUAGCAUGCUAUGGGCCACAAGUUAUUUUAUAGUUUUCAGAUUGUCAUUUGCCAGUAAUGUUGUUGCUGCAACGCUAAAGAAAGUGCUUUAAAUGGUGUUUCUAAAAGGUUAUGUAUUGGUCAGCUUUCACCGAAUUGGGAAGCGGCAAAUAGGCACGGUACAUAGGUACAGUAUGUCAAAAAAAGUAAGUUUUAUGUGCUUGGUCCAGAUUGCUUUCAUAAUGCUCUUCCAGCUUGCUAUUUCUUAAUUGAUUUUUAGGUUACCUUCAAAAUUUCAUCAGUCAUAUGUUUGCCUUCAUUACUCUAGGCAGUUGUGUACGUGCAUAUUUACAAAAGUGGGUGUUGGGAUCAUGACAAAUUUGAUUACGGGUUAAUCCCAACCAUGACAUAUUGGGCUUAUUCUGCAUGAUGUAUUAGAUGAUGUAGAAGACUUUUUGACCUCUAGUUGUGUUUUACUAAAUUUAUAUUUAUCCAUAGUACUUGUGUUAUAACAGGUAGGUAAAUUUUGGCUAUACCACAUUUGCUUUUUGUCUACUACGGAUGUGUUAUGUAUCAGGAUGAAGACUAGUACCGUAAAGAAGAUUUUGCUAAAGCUUGAUAUGGGGAAAUGACAAUAAGGCAUCUUGAAUUGUGACAUGUACGCUUGGUGAACAAAGUUUAAACCAGAUCACUGUUAUGUGUAUAUGUGGUGACUUCGUUAAAGCCAGUAAAGUACACGGGAUGGUUUCAUGGGUGAAACCUGUUUCAUUUUUGCUAAUUUUUAUGGGUCAAUUCUAAUGAAGGUGAGUUAGUAUUGUAAUGGGUGAAGCCCGAGCAUGUCAUCAUUUUGGCAAUUGAUAUUUUGAUGUAGUACAUAUUUUGAAAUGACCAAGGCAAGGUUAGUUAUGUUUAUAUUGGGUAGGACACGUGUGAGAACUUGGAAAGUUACAUUUAAUAUUUGUUAAGCAAAAAUAUCAUGAAAACUUGGUAUUUUAAUAUAAUAACAAUUCAAACUCAAAUAUUUUUGUCAAGAACUUCAUAAAGUGUGGUGUAUAUUCUGCACCCCUAAAACUGUGUGCAGGCAGACAUAUGUUUGAUAAAGCCAAUGGAAUCUGAAAUAUUGGUUACUGAUAGAUGUAUCGAGGAUGAAGAUCGAGUUGGACUCUUAAGUCAACCUGUUGUGAGACUCCCACUUACUGUACUUUUGUCUUGAAAGUAACACAACAUUUUAAUAUUUUCAAUCUGAUCCUGAUUAUAACUUGAAUGCACCUAUUAUUGUUACUGAAUAAUAUUAGAUUUUAUGACCAGAAUAAUGAAGAAUUUGCAUUAUGAACAUUCUUGAUUGUUGUGGUACGUGUGAAUUGUAUAAUUCCAGAACUAUCUGUGAUAUUCUAGAUAUGGUUUUAAAUCUGUCAUUUUUUGGAAAUGUUUAUAAAAAAAUCUCAGGGUUGA
Messenger RNA from Procambarus clarkii (red swamp crayfish), 5945 nucleotides. Its product is annotated as YEATS domain-containing protein 2. Lineage: Eukaryota; Metazoa; Arthropoda; Malacostraca; Decapoda; Cambaridae. The record is from RefSeq and is a predicted model, not a curated record. Gene Ontology annotation, biological process: chromatin remodeling; regulation of transcription by RNA polymerase II. Gene Ontology annotation, molecular function: histone binding. Gene Ontology annotation, cellular component: NuA4 histone acetyltransferase complex; ATAC complex.